This is a messenger RNA of Sander lucioperca (pikeperch), 3210 nucleotides long. It is a transcript of the gene rab4b, whose product is annotated as RAB4B, member RAS oncogene family. Gene Ontology annotation, biological process: Rab protein signal transduction; regulation of endocytosis. The transcript is spliced from 8 exons. Gene Ontology annotation, molecular function: GTPase activity; GTP binding. Lineage: Eukaryota; Metazoa; Chordata; Actinopteri; Perciformes; Percidae. Bases 205 to 849 code for a protein of 214 amino acids. Gene Ontology annotation, cellular component: endosome. The record is from RefSeq and is a predicted model, not a curated record.
CGACGAAUGACGUAGGACGCAGCUGCCGUGUUGGUUGUGGUCGGAGCCGAGCUAGUUAGUAGCUAGAAAGGAAGGAAUCAGGAAAUCUCUGGCAUCGUAGAUAAACACCCUGAAGAGGUGUGAACCCAGCGAGCACACAGCUGUCACAAUACCAAGAGAACAGUAAAAAGACCCGAUUGAGUCCUUCAUACAGCGAGGGUCAACAUGUCUGAGACAUACGACUUCCUGUUUAAGUUCCUGGUGAUUGGCAGUGCUGGGACAGGGAAAUCCUGCCUCCUUCACCAAUUCAUUGAGAACAAGUUUAAACAGGACUCCAACCACACCAUCGGCGUGGAGUUUGGUUCCAGAGUGGUCAAUGUUGGUGGAAAGACAGUCAAACUGCAGAUCUGGGACACUGCUGGGCAGGAGCGAUUCCGUUCUGUUACACGCAGCUACUACAGAGGAGCAGCUGGCGCGCUUCUCGUCUAUGAUAUUACCAGUCGGGAGACAUACAACGCCCUAACCAACUGGCUGACAGAUGCACGGACUCUGGCGAGCCCCAACAUUGUUAUUAUCCUGUGUGGCAACAAGAAAGACCUUGAAGCAGACAGAGAGGUGACCUUCCUGGAAGCGUCACGCUUUGCUCAGGAGAAUGAGCUGAUUUUCCUGGAGACCAGUGCUCUGACAGGGGAGAAUGUCGAGGAGGGUUUCCUGAAGUGCGCUCGCAUCAUCCUCAACAAGAUAGAUUCAGGUGAGUUGGACCCGGAGAGGAUGGGUUCAGGUAUCCAGUAUGGAGAUGCUUCGUUGAGGCAGCUGCGGCAGCCGAGAGGCACCACCACCACACAGAAUAAGCAGCAGUGUAAUUGCUAGGGAUCGGGGCUCCAUCCUCGCCUCAGCCCACAGGCCCACACAGACAGGACGCCCUCUACAGGUGUUUUUUGGUGUGUGGGACCCUUCUCUCUGCAGUCUCACACACCUUGGAUCACCAGGAUGAGUGGUCAUGGAGAUCACUGCAACCCCUGACCCCUGACCUCUGGUAAGACUCUGUACUUCUAACCUGAGGGGGGUCAGCUUUGCCCCUGUGUCUGGGCAGGGACACCCCUCAGAGUUAACACGCUGGGAUCAUAAAGAAGAGGAAUCUUCACCUUUAAAAAAUGGUUUCUCAGUGACUUACCAGACAGGGACGAGUCAAGGGUUGUGUGUAUGGGCUGCCCUAUUGUUGUUUUUAUCUCUGAGCUUUUCAUUUUGAUUUGAAUAACACCUAUAUGCUUUCUAUGUUUGCACAUCAUUGUUUGUAAGUUAUUAUUAUUGCUAAACUAUUUUGUGCAUAAUGAUUGUUCAACCUAUCAGGAAAGGAAUUUCAUGAUUAGUUUGGUCAGCGCUUUUAAGUUUUCAUAUUCAUAAAGGCAAGCUUUUUAUUAUCCAUUAUUUGUUAAGAUUUUUUAAAGUCAUACAGGCCCAAAUGUAGAGCCUAGUUGUUUUACCCACUCUGAGGUGUGUGUUACGUUGAGUAAUUAAAAUUUUUGGUUCGCAUUCAAAUGCACUAUUAUGACAUAGAGUGUUGGCCUUAGUAAUAUACAGUACUUGAUAUUGUGGAGCUACAGUAUAUUAUUCCUCGUCACCAUGUCUCUAAACAGUCAAAGGGAACGGUCCCAUCACUCCACAUAGAUGAGCCUGUGGGUCAGGUUUAAAGCACACACAAAAAGAGAUUUAGCUCUUAAUUUUACUCCAAAGUUCCCAAAGUCUGCAUCAUCAGACUUUAGCCUAUGGUAAAGUCCCAGUGUCUCUGGUCCUAUCGCAGUGGAAAGUUAAGAAAGGGUCAUCAAUCUUUGCAACACUAACACUGCCUUUUGACUCCUCCUGCUGGGCUUUUUUCUCCAUUUGUUUUUGACCUCCUUUUAAUUCAAAUUGCACAUUCUGUGUAAGGGACGUCACAGGAAGCCACAGUUGGUUUGCCUCAGUGCCAUGUUUGGGGAAACUUUCAUGCUGCCCACUCGGUUAUCUCAUAGAGGCUUGACACUGUUUAAUCAAGCAAUGGUUGUAAGUGCGCCUUGAUAAAAGUCAGGAUGCUGUUUUUAAACUUUUUUUGAGGUAGUUUUCACGUCUCCUUAUCAAGCAGCUCUACUCUGCUACAAAAUGUCUUUGAGUUAGCCGAGCCGACCCAGAUGUUUUCUCCUUACAACAGACCCUGUGAGAGAAUCAGGGAAUUUCCACUAAAACAUGGUUUCCUCUUGUGGUGCUGCGGCAGGAGAAUGAAGUUGCGAGUUAAUAAGUUAAAAACAUCCCGCCCCACUGUUGAGUCAAAGGCACUGCUUCUGUCUGAACCACUGAGAGCAGAUCAUACUGACCCAGCCAAGAGGAGAUCAAAACAAACUUAUCCUCCAGUGUUAGCAUAUCCCAUACAAACCAUAUGCGUUUUAGGUGAGCCAGCACACUGAAUGGAAAAAGAUGGUGUGCAGACAUGAGAUAGUAAAGAAUAUCAAGAGAUUGAUGGUCAAAGGUUUUUAUUAGUUUUCAUAAAAUAUUGGCAUUGUGUGAUAGUUUGUCUACUUCUGCAAGUGCACUUUUACGUUUGAAUUUUGAUGUUUUGUUAUGUUUAUAUAUGCUGCAACUAUAGAAUUGUACAUUUUAUUUUACUUGAACGGUAUACUGUAAUAAAGAUUUCAAUUGUAGAUGUUAUCAUUUCUUACUAAAUAACAACUGAGAUUCUUCAUUUGAUUUCCUUGUUUAUGCUGACGUGAGACAAGGCUGCUGUAGCAGUGAGAACUGCUGCUGUCUGAGCUUCUGUUUGUUUAUUGCCCGCUGCUGACGUGGAGGUAGUGAUGAAAUAUGUUCACUUCCUGAGCUGUAGGAGUCCGUCAGCAGCAGCUCUGAUCACUCAUAUUCACAAGUUGUCAUUUAUAUUCAGUUAUCAAGUCCUUUUUAAAUGGUUGAAUGCUGUUGAACCAGUCAGCUUGCAUUCAUCUGUAUUGUACAGUUCAUAAUAAGCAGUCAUCAAAAUAGAGAGAGCCAUAAGAGCAUCAUUUUUUCACUUCCUGUCUAGAUUCAAUCAUGUGGUGAACGCAAUCCAACUCAGUUGUUGCUUAGUAACUGUCAUAUAAUCAACCCAAAAUACUACUGUACAUCUCAAGUAACCUAUACUGUAAAUAAGAUUGUCUAUUUAGGGUGAGUGUUGCUCAUUGAUUGUAAUGAAUAUGCAAUUCCCAGUAAACUGCUUGUUUUUUCAGUUAA